AGACUUCUGUUGGCAGUUUCUGGGAGACUUACACUUUCCAUCCAUUGCAGCCACCAUCGUUUUUUUCUCCAGAAGUUUAUAACAGAAAAGGCUCUGUUGGGGUAUUCAUCUGUUUCCCCUGUUCCCCUGGUGUUUGGUGGUGUUGCAAAUGGGCAAGGCUAAAAUGAGCUGGUUAUCUCAGGAUCAUGGAAAGCCUGGAAUCAAGGUUCAGGAAUGCCCCCUAUUUUCGUUGUGAGAAGGGAAACGAUUCUGUCUCCGUGUGCCAGAAGUGUGAGACGUGUGUCUUGGCUUGGAAGAUCUUUUCUACCAAAGAGUGGUUCCGGAGGGUCAACGAGAUAUGGCAGAGGAGGUUUGUAGUCAGCAUUCUGGAGCAGUUAAAUAGCUUGUAUUUGUUACACUAUUUCCAAAAUAUCCUUCAGGCCACACAGGGGAAGGAUUUCAUCUAUAACAGGUCCCGGAUCAACCUCAGCAGGAAGGAGGGGAAAGUCGUGAAGUCCUCCUCCUUUAACCAAAUGUUGGAUAAAACGGUGGAACAGAAGAUGAAGGAGACGCUGUACUGGUUUGGGACCAGCACUCACCGGACCAAGGCCCAUUACACCCUCCUGCUGCUGCAGAUGUGUGACCCCAAGUUACUGCUCACUGCUGCCAAUGUGAUCAGGGUCCUGUUUCUGAGAGAGCGGAACAAUAUCUCAGGGCUCAAGAAAGACUCCUCCGAUGUGUAUUUUUCGCCCGAGAGAAAGUACAACCCCCAGUCUGAGACCUCAGAUGUCUAUUGGGCAGUCAGAACUCAGCAGACAUCCUUUCCUUUGUCCAAAGCCCCAGAAGGUGAAAAUGUGCAGGGAAAAGCAUCUGAUCUUGAGGGACAGUGGAGGAGUUCGCUGCAGUGUAUUUCUGAGAUGAACAAGCUGUUUUCUGGGGAAGCGGGCCUCAGCAAGCUGGGGUACGACCCCUGCAAUCUGUUGAUUGACUUGGAUACUGUCAAGGAACUGUCUUCUGGGUUCAGCAAAUACCGAGACUUCAUCCGUCUCCUGCCCAUCCACCUCUCCAAGUACAUUCUAAGAAUGCUGGAUAAGAACAGCCUGCACAAGUGUUUCUUCGUGAGCCAGCACUGGGCCAUCGUAGCCCAGCAGGUCAAGAUGGAAUUGUCAGCGCAGAACUUCAUCCAGAACCAGAUUACCAUUUUGCAGGGGUCUUACUCAAAGGGAAUAGAUCCCACUUAUGCCAAUAAGCUUCUUAUCCCAGUCCCGAAGGUGGUUGAUGACUCUAAACGCGGGCGUGUGAAAGGCCAGAGAUGGAAGCUGAGAACGAAGAAUGACUACAACCUGUGGACUGCAUACCAGAACCAGGAAACUCAGCAGGUCCUGAUGGAGGAGAGAAAUGUCUUCUGUGGGACCUACAAUGUCCGCACGCUUUCUGACACGUGGGACAAAAACAGAGUCAUCUACUAUGCUGGGGGAGAUUUGGUGGCUGUGUCAUCUAAUCGGAAGAUCCAUCUUCUGGACAUCCAAAAAGUGAAGGCGUUACCCAUCGUGUUCCGCGGUCAUGCUGGGAGUGUCCGGGCCCUCUUCUUGCAGGAGGAGGAAAACUUUCUCGUAAGCGGAAGUUAUGACCUAAGUAUCAGAUACUGGGAUCUGAAAAAUGGGAAUUGCAUACGAAUCUUCAAUGGCCACCAGGGCACAAUCACUUGCAUAGAUUUAUAUAAAAACAAGCUCGUAUCAGGAGCAAGAGAUUGCCAGGUGAAAGAAUGGGAUUUAGAUACAGGGAAGUGCCUGAAGACGUUUAAACACAAAGAUCCCAUCUUGGCCACCAGGAUCAAUGACACGUACAUUGUGAGCAGCUGUGAGCGAGGGAUAGUCAAAGUGUGGCACGUGGCCAUGGCCCAGCUCGUCAAGACUCUCAGUGGCCAUGAGGGACCUGUGAAAUGUCUGUUCUUUGACCAGUGGCACCUCCUGUCGGGGAGUUCUGACGGGCUGGUCAUGGCCUGGAGCAUGGUGGGGAAAUAUGAGCGCUGCCUGAUGGCCUUCAAACACCCAAAGGAGGUGCUCCACGUGUCCCUUCUCUUCCUCCGGGUCAUCAGCGCCUGUGCAGACGGCAAGAUCCGCAUUUACAAUUUCCUCAAUGGGAACUGUCUGAAGGUGAUAAAAGCCACUGGCAAAGGGGAUCCUGUGCUGUGCUUCUUUAUUCAGGGCAACAGGAUUAUAGUCAACACAGAGAGCAACAUCCUCAUGUUCCAGUUUGAGAACAUCAAAUGGCAGUACGCGAUGGAAAAGAGCAAACAGAAGAAGAACAAGGACAAAGACGAGGAAAAGGACGAAAACAGCCUCACGGAAGCCCUCUCCAAGUCCAGCACUCAGAUUCACAGUCUGAGAGAGUCCAUAUCCAGCAAAACUGUGACCCAGGAGCUUCUAUCAAGUAAAUCUCAUAAGCCCCGAGUCGUCCUGAAGGUGGCCAAGUUAUCUUCAGCAAUGUCAAUAGAGGAACCUCAAAGUCAAGAAAAGCCAAAAUCGCCCCCAAAAGAUAGCAGGAAGAGAGCUUAUGCUGUUCAUAAAGAAGCACGUGGUAUGAAUGGUGGGCAAGAGAAUUUGGAAGCAAAAUCUGGGGCAGGAGAUGAUGUGAUGAAAGCACAAAAACAAGGACAAGUAGAAACUCUUGGAGAACUGAUCCAUCAUCACCUGAAGAAAAAGUCUGGGAAUAUCCCUCUGUCACCUGACCAAUUCCUGCUAACCGUCAGCGCCGUGCAGAGAGCCCACAAUUCAGGGGGAUUUGCCUAUCCCCGUAGGCCCCAAACCCAAGUCAUCGAUGCCUGGGGACCUUCAAUCUUACACACAAGGAAGGUCCUGAAUUUCAAAGGAAAAUCAGUGCAGCAGGCAGUUGAUCAGUUGAGAAUGAGCAAUCCUCCCAUAGAUGUGAAAAAAACCAACGUUCCCCUCGAAAUCCAGAAACUACAGCCUAAUCUGAAGAACUCUUUGCAAGGUCCCAGAGUACAGUCCACCAUACCCCAGCCCGUGCUUAUCCGUCCCCGGUUCCCAGGCAACUUAAGGGAAGACCAGGUGACAAGUUCAACUGAAGGGCUAGUGCGUAUUACAGACCCCCUGACCAGUAUGCAGGUCAUUAAACACAACCGCAUGGUGGUGCCACAAGUGAGCAAAGCCACCCUUACUCUCAAGAAAGAGCGACCUCGCAUCAACACAGCCCUUGAUCCCCUGAGGAUGAACACUGGGUUCAUGCUGUUGACUGUGAAGGAGGAGAAAGAGUACGGGGAAGCCAAGAUGAAGGAGUAUCAGGCCGGGGGCUCCAUUGCAAUGGUUGAUCCAGAAAAAGCCAGCAAAGCUGCAUGGAUCAGGAAGAUCAAAGGCCUGCCUAUUGAUAAUUUCAUGAAGCAAGGGAAAAUUGCAGCUCCUGAACUUGGACAAAAUGUAUUCAUCUAA
Molecule: messenger RNA, 3428 nt
Organism: Otolemur garnettii (small-eared galago)
Lineage: Eukaryota; Metazoa; Chordata; Mammalia; Primates; Galagidae
Gene: FBXW10B
Product: CMT1A duplicated region transcript 1
Exons: 14
Coding region: 186-3428 (1080 amino acids)
Molecular function (GO): protein binding
Source: RefSeq, a predicted model, not a curated record